CUCAAAGGAACCAAUAAAGUAAAAAAAUAAAAUAAAUAAGACUUCUUCACUCUUCUCUUUGAGUGUAACCAUAAACACCGUUCAAAUUCUAAGAGAGAGAAACAAAAUCAUAGAAAUAGGAUGAAGAUUUCCCUGUCAAUAAAUUGAGUUUCUCAAGAAAUAUAAAAAUACAAGAAAAAUUUCCCACUUAUCACAAGAAGGAAUUCUCGUGCAAAGAAAGGCUCACAUGUCAAUAAAGCCCAUAUUUUCGAUCAUCAUUUCACGUCCAUUCAUGCUUAUUUAGUCUGUGCUGUAUUAUCAAAGUUUGCGUCUUUUUUGGUUUCUGGGUGUGAUCCUAUUUGAAAGGUCUUCUGCUUUGUGGGUCGGUUCUGAAUAACAACUACUCUCAAAAAGAAGAAACUUGAAUUUAUUUAGGGAUGGAUUCUUAUUGUGCAACACUUGGAGCAAAACCCCAUUUGACAAGAACUGGGAAAAGAGAUGGGAAAAGUGGUUUUUUAGGAGAGAAAAUUAAAGGAAGUUUGAACAACAAUGUGUUGGUUAAUCAGUUGUCAAAAAGCUUGAAGAUUGAUCAAAAACCCAGAAAGAUUGAACUUGGGGUUGCUUUCUCUGUUUUGACAUCAAACAAUGUCACUGAAACCCUUAUUAGAGAGGCACCAAUUAUCGAAAGACAACGAGCUGAUCCGAAAAAUGUGGCAUCAAUUAUAUUGGGAGGAGGUGCAGGAGCUCAACUAUUUCCUCUUACCAGCAGAACAGCAACACCUGCUGUUAAUGUUGGAGGAUGCUACAGGCUUAUUGAUAUUCCAAUGAGUAACUGCAUCAACAGUGGUAUAAACAAAGUAUUCAUAUUAACUCAGUUCAAUUCUGCUUCACUAAAUCGCCACAUAUACCGCACUUAUCAUGGAAACGGUAUCAACUUUGGAGACGGAUUUGUGGAGGUUUUGGCAGCUACACAAACACAAGGAGAAACCGGAAAGAACUGGUUUCAAGGAACAGCUGAUGCUGUUAGACAAUUUAUAUGGCUGUUUGAGGAUGCGAGGAAUAAGAAUAUCGAGAAUGUUCUGAUAUUGUCUGGUGAUCAGCUCUAUAGAAUGGAUUAUAUGGAUCUUGUGCAGAAUCACAUUGACAGAAACUCCGAUAUCACAGUUUCUUGUGUUCCUGUGGGUGAGAGUCGUGCAUCGGAUUAUGGAUUGAUGAAGAUAGACAGCAGAGGCCGAGUUGUCCAGUUUAGUGAAAAACCCAAGGGGGAUGACUUGGAAUCUAUGAAAGUGGACACCCAAAUCCUCGGAUUAUCUCAAAAAGAUGCAUCAAGUAACCCGUACAUUGCAUCCAUGGGAGUUUAUGUGUUUAAGACAGAUGUUCUACUUAAACUUCUGACACAGUCAUACCCAAGAUCCAAUGACUUUGGGUCUGAAAUUCUUCCUUCUGCUGUGAAGGAUCAUAAUAUUCAGGCGUAUCUAUUCAGAGACUACUGGGAAGAUAUUGGAACCCUGAAGUCUUUCUUUGAUGCUAAUUUGGCCCUUGCUAAAGAGUCGCCAAACUUUGAAUUUUAUAACCCAAAGACGCCCAUCUACACAUCCCCUCGGUUCCUACCACCUACAAAAAUGGACAAAUGCAAGAUCAAGGAUGCUAUCAUUUCACAUGGAUGCUUCCUGCGAGAAUGUACAGUUGAACACUCUAUCGUGGGAGAGAGGUCACGUCUGGACACCGGUGUAGAGCUUAAGGACACCUUGAUGAUGGGUGCAGACUACUAUCAAACUGAAUCUGAGAUCGCAUCUCUUUUGGCAGAGGGUAAGGUACCCAUUGGGAUCGGACAGGACACAAAAAUCAGAAACUGUAUCAUUGACAAGAAUGCCAAGAUAGGAAAAAAUGUGAUCAUCACCAACAAAGAUGGUGUCGUGGAAGCUGAUCGACCAGAGCAAGGAUUCUAUAUUCGAUCAGGAAUCACCGUCAUAGUAGAGAAGGCAACUAUAGAAGAUGGCACCGUCAUAUAAUCAUCUUCCCGAGUUCAACUGUCAGACAUCAUUACAAACAUAAUUACAUAAAGCCGUCUUAAAGGGGAUUCGAAUUGAGAAGCUUUAGAAGACAUUAUUAUUAUGUCAAAGGUGGCUAGUGCCGCUCACACGGGCUAUAGAGAAUGAGUUUCCAGGGAUCCUCUACUGUCGUAUGUAAAACUAAAGAUCAGCUUGGCUAUGUUUGCGUACAAAGAGAAGGAAUGAGACAUAUAAUAGCAACAUUUUCUGUCUACAAUGAGAGUUCUUGGAGUAGAGAAUAAUAAUGUGAUCAAAUGUCAACCAAUCGUAUAGAAAUCUUGUAUCAAACUUUUGUUUAUACUUCAAUAAAAGUUGUACACUUUUUGGAA
Messenger RNA from Spinacia oleracea (spinach), 2359 nucleotides. RefSeq names its product glucose-1-phosphate adenylyltransferase large subunit 1. The record is from RefSeq and is a predicted model, not a curated record. Gene Ontology annotation, molecular function: glucose-1-phosphate adenylyltransferase activity. Gene Ontology annotation, biological process: glycogen biosynthetic process. Bases 417 to 1991 code for a protein of 524 amino acids. The transcript has 15 exons. Lineage: Eukaryota; Viridiplantae; Streptophyta; Magnoliopsida; Caryophyllales; Amaranthaceae.